This is a messenger RNA of Ostrea edulis (European flat oyster), 794 nucleotides long. RefSeq names its product COMM domain-containing protein 9-like. NCBI's taxonomy places the organism in Eukaryota, Metazoa, Mollusca, Bivalvia, Ostreida, Ostreidae. The record is from RefSeq and is a predicted model, not a curated record. Bases 19 to 684 code for a protein of 221 amino acids. The transcript has 6 exons.
UUUUGAUCACAUGGAUCUAUGUGCGUAAUUGAUUGGUUAAAAGAAAUUCACAUUAUUUUUAGAUGGGGGAAAUUUAAUCACGUGAUUAUCAAAAUGGCAGCUUACUGUGAUUUCAGUGCUCUUGAACUUCUGAUGAAGGCCUCAUCAAAAGAUCAGGUGGUGAAGAUUUGUAAUGAUGUUUACCUGAUGGGCUCUCCUGUGUCCGAAUUGUCGGUGUCCCCUGUGUGUGAUGCUUUGGGUACUCGUUUGACCCCAACUAAACAGAUGAUGGAGUCACUCUCCACACUGUUAACAACUAUAAUAUUUCAUGGGUAUACAGAACCAAGAGAAAUACAGAGCCUGUUUCCUAAGGAUUUCCACAAGAAUCUGCGAGAUUUAAUUACAAAAACUGCUUUGGAAAAUAUGAACAACUGGAAAAAUCAUUCCAUUAGUAGUCAAGUGUCACUUCCAAGACUCGUUGACUUUGACUGGAGGGUAGAUACAAAAAUGGCAUCCGACGCUGUAAGCAGAAUGUCCGUUCCUACCUGCAUCUUACAAAUGAAGGUACAGGAAAACCAAACAGAAGUUAACACAACACCAGAGGUCAAUAAUGUGAAUGUUGAACUUUCUAAAGAGACACUGGACACAAUGUUAGAUGGACUUAGUAAGAUCAGAGACCAGUUAUCUUCUGUUGCCAAAAGAUAACUAGACCAGCAUCAUCUCUAGACAACUGUAUAAACUAGAAAUGUAACUUAAGAAAUUGUGCAAUAAUCACUUGUUUACAAUGAAAAUAUAGAUAUAUUUUACACAAAGAU